This is a messenger RNA of Pseudophryne corroboree (corroboree frog), 8848 nucleotides long. RefSeq names its product thioredoxin related transmembrane protein 2 (gene TMX2). Gene Ontology annotation, molecular function: disulfide oxidoreductase activity. Bases 96 to 971 code for a protein of 291 amino acids. The transcript is spliced from 8 exons. Gene Ontology annotation, biological process: brain development. NCBI's taxonomy places the organism in Eukaryota, Metazoa, Chordata, Amphibia, Anura, Myobatrachidae. The record is from RefSeq and is a predicted model, not a curated record. Gene Ontology annotation, cellular component: membrane-bounded organelle.
GCGUUACUCUUUGCGCUGUGAUUGGCCAGUGUGGCGCUCGGUGCCAGUAGCAGGUCACAGUCAGGCAGCACUAGCAGCAGCGCUGAUCGGUUAUCAUGGCGGUUAUCGCUCCGCUCCUCGCCCUCGUAUACGCGGCGCCUGGGUUAUGGCGCUGGGUGUCACAGCCGUACUACCUGCUCUCCGCCCUGCUCUCCAUAUCCUUCGUCCUCAUCAGGAAAGUGCCGCCCGUGUGCACUGCGCUGCCGACCCAGCGGGAGGAUGGCAACCCCUGUGACUUUGAUUGGAGAGAAGUGGAGAUACUGAUGUUCCUCAGCGCCAUAGUAAUGAUGAAGAACAGACGUAGUAUUACAAUUGAACAGCAUGUUGGAAAUAUCUUCAUGUUCAGUAAAGUUGCCAAUACCAUCUUGUUUUUCCGCUUGGACUUGCGUAUGGGCCUCCUGUAUGUCACCCUGUGCCUAGUCUUCGUCAUGACGUGUAAACCUCCUCUGUAUAUGGGUCCUGAGCAUAUCAAGUAUUUCAGCGACAAAACCAUAGAGGAAGAGAUGCAGUCUGAUCGGCGUGUGUCGUGGAUAGUAGAGUUCUUUGCAAACUGGUCAUCUGAAUGCCAGUCCUUUGCUCCCAUCUAUGCGGAGCUGUCUCUGAAGUACAACUGUGCUGGGUUGAAAUUUGGUAAAGUUGAUAUUGGACGCUAUCCUGAUGUCAGUACUAGGUACAAUGUGAGUACAUCACCACUCACCAAGCAGCUGCCCACGCUUAUCUUGUUCCAAGAUGGCAAGGAGAUAUUUCGGCGACCACAAAUAGAUAAAAAGGGGCGUGCUGUAUCGUGGAGCUUCACUCAGGAAAAUGUUAUUAGAGAGUUCAAUCUAAAUGAACUGUAUCAGAAAGCAAAGAAACUUUGGAAGAAUCAAGACGACACAGAACCAGAGACUGAGAAGGACCAACCUCCAAUAGAGAGCAAGAAGGACCAGUAACCCUGUUCAUGAUUCCCCUCCUCCUUCCUUUUAUCGAAGUGAUGUACAUAGAACAUAAACUGACACUCCAUUACAGUUUUACACCACAUCCCUCUGUACGGACUGACUGUCAUGUAAGGAAGACUUGUCGCUAUCACUGACACCUAUGUUCGCAACUGAUUCCCCCCCCCCCCCCCCCCCUUGUCCUGAUUGUCGUCUGUUCUACAUUCUACACAACCUGUUAAAAUAUUUCAUCCCCAUUUUGCUGGCUGUUACUGCUACUAAUAUUUUAAAGGUACCAUUGAGGGAGAUCUACAUAUAUUUAUGGAGAAGAAUAACCCUGUACUAGUCCAGUGUUUCACAAACUAAGGUUUAAGGCAGAGGUUCCCAAACUGUGUGCCAUGGCUCCCUGGGGUGCCUCGGGACACUUGCAGGGGUGCCCUGGGUUGGUGGUCCAGGACCAAUUCAAAUUAUUCAUGGUCAAUAUAAUAGCAAAACCAGUGCUGGUGGCUGCCAGUCAUAAAAUAUGUGGCCAAACAGAAGCAAAUCUUGUCCCUCACCACACAACUGACCCUAAAGAUGACAUAUAAACGCAAUCUACUUUAAUGUAAUAUUUCUUUCUAAAUUUCUCAAUAAGAAAUUUUUGGCCUAGGGGUGCCGUGAAAAAAAUUCUGAUAAUCUAGGGUGCCGUGAUUCAAAAAAGUUUGGAAACCACUGGCUUAAGGCUAACACAAGAUAGUGAGUUUCUGCAAUAUAUGCGCUCUGUACUCAGAGGGUUCUCCAUAUGAAAUAUUGCUGGAUAUUCUGGGUACUCGCACAGUAAGUUGUAUUGCAGAGUGACAAACCAAUAGUAUAAUGAGUUUAAGAAAGCCAACCCAUGUUUGUUUUAGGGGUCCCCCUUUAUUUUAAUUUGUUUUCCACCGUCAGAUUAUAUGUGGAAUUACCACUCUGAGUGCUGAACAGGGCAGAUGUUUUGUAUAGAGUUUAUUUAGUAGCAGAUUUUGUUUGCAACAGUGGACAUUUUUUUUUUUUUUUUAACUCUUCUGUUGGCCCACACAUGGUGAAAAUCCAGCGAGAUUGAUUCAGGUGCCCAUGUAUUAUUAUUCCCUGGGUGGUUCAAUAGAAAGCUGACUGCUUUUGCCUUGGGUUCAAUUGUUCAAAAUCGCACAUGUGAGAUGUAGGCAGUGGUGAGUUUCCGGCAUGUCUGACCGAUGUUUUAAUUUUCAUAUUAACAAGUAGAGCUAACAUGUAACUGUGACAAUGGUUUCUCUUACGUCCUAGAGCAGGGCUGGCCAAACCGGUCCUCGAGAUCUACCAACAGUUCAUGUUUUCUAGGCCUCCUGGAGAUCUGUAGAAUUGUCAGGAAUGAAUGCAGCACAUCUUAAUUAGUAAUGACUACACCUGUGCACCAGCUAGGUGGUCUGGAAAAUGUGAACUGUUGGUAGAUCUCGAGGACUGGUUUGGCCAGCCCUGUCCUAGAGGAUGCUGGGGUCCACAUUAGUACCUUGGGGUAUAGACUGGUCCACCAGGAGCCAUUGGCAGUUUAAAGAGUUUGAGAUUGUGGGCUGGCUCCUCCCUCUAUGCCCCUCCUACCAGACUCAGUUUAGAAAAUGUGCGCGGAGGAGCUGGUCACAGCUAGGGGAGCUCUACAGAGCUUCUUUAGAAAAAGUUGUUGUUUUUUUUUUAGAGUUUAUUUUUUUACAGGGAGGCUGCUGGCAACCGCUUCGUUGGACUAAGGGGGGGUGUAGUGUCCGCCCUGCAGGGUCUGAGCCACUAUCUCCGCUGACGGUACACUGAGCUCCUGAGGGGAUCGAUCGUUCUCCGCCACAGAGGAUCGCUCACCCCAGCAACAUGCCGCCACCCCCUUACAGAGCCAGAAGAUUAGUGGAGAGUGAGUUACCGACCCACCUAGCAAGCGGGGGACUGGUGUGAAGAGGGCGGCAACAGGGUAUGGUGCGCAGUACUAACUGCGCUCCGGGGCUCAGCGGUACAUAGUGCGGCGCUGUGAGGGGCGCCCUGAGCCAGCGCCUACACUCUACACUGACCUUCCAGCCUGUCAGGGUCCCUGGAUCGCUGCCAGCAUAAUUCCUCAGGCCAGUAUAAUCUUCUGAAGAGCAGGAGGACAGCGCCAUUUUGGGGCGGAGCUUCUCCUCAGAGCAGACCCAGCAGUGUUCAGCGCCAUUUUCAUGCCUGCAUAACCUGUCAGUGAAGAGCAAGUCCUUCCAGAACAACUCCAGCUAUCUCUCACGGUACCAGGGGGUUGUAGAAGGUGGGGGAGGCUGUGUAAAGACUGUGUAACCUAUUAAGGUGCACAGUCAGCGCUGGUUGGGGGUCUCCCUUUACCUAAAAAGCUCUGUGUGUGGGUUGGCUCCAAUCUCUGUGUCUCUCUUGCCAUUCUUGGGGGUGAAACUCUGUCUGCCCUCCCCUGUGUCUGUGUGGACUGUCUGUUGUCUCCAUUAAGCUAUGUCCAGGGACUCUGUGUCAUAUGCUGCAGAGGAUAUGUCCUCUCAGGAUGAUCCCAUUCCAUGUAAUCAGGAUUGCACUGUUUUAGCACAGAUACAGGCAAGGGAGCCUGAGUGGUUAUCCUGGGAUGCAGUCAAUUUACCUCCAAUCAAAAUCCCGACGGUCAAAAUCCCGACAUGGACAAAAUACCGACAUUUAAAAUACUGACAAGGUCAAAAUACCGAGAACAUGAAAAAAAGAAGAAACAUGUGAAAUGCCGACAUGAGUUUAUCAUGAUUUUUCCAUUGAAACCGACUUGUUCAUACUUUACCAUCCCAGUGGACCUGGAGGGGGAAUAUAAUAGUGAGCCGAGCCAUGCGAGAGGACGCGGCACACAUAUGGUGUCCAUGUCGACCUAUGUCGUCAUAUAUACACACACACAAAACACUGAAAAAUGCAUGUCUGUAUUUUGACCUGUCUGCAUUUGACAUGUCGGGAUUUUGACCGUCGGUCAAUUACUGUCGGGAUUUCGACUGGAGGCAUUUCAUACCGAUCCCGUUAUCCUCUAUCAAAUCUAUGAUUUCUCAGAUUUCUACUAGGGUUGCACAGAAUGAGUAUGCAACUCAGGCUUUACAGAACUCUAUGGCAGACUGGCCCAGUUCUGUUACCUCAGGGCCCCACGCUGUAUAUUCCCAAAAACGUGCUCUUGCACAGAUUAUGCAUGAUGACAUGCUUACCGAUUCUGACACUGCAGACGGUGAUGGGGAUGUGUUGAGGGGGGCAGCAUCUCUUGCAAAAGGGGUGCAGUUGAUGAUAGAGGCCAUUAGGAAUGUGUUGAAUAUUACUGAUACAACACCUGAGCAGGUUGAGGUUUACUUCACUGAAAAUAAGAAAGCCUUGCUAACAUUUCCUGCGUCAAAAGAAUUAAAUGCUGUUUUUGAAAAAGCUUGGGAAAACCCUGAGUAAAAAUUCCAGAUUCCUGAAAGGGUCCAGGUGGCGAUUCCUAUCCCUGUGGAGGAUAGGAAAAAAUGGGAAAACCCGCCCAUUUUUGACGCUCCGGUAUCCAGACUCUCAAAAAAGGUGGUUUUUACCUGUCCCAGGAUCCACCGCCUUGAAAGAACCGGCUGAUCAUAAAAUUGAUAAUACGCUCAAAUCCAUGUACACGGCUUCAGGGGCUAUAUUACGUCCCACUAUUGCCAGUGCUUGAAUUGCCAAAGCUAUAGUAAAGUGGUCAGGUACAUUACUUGAAGAUUUGGAUACUAUGGAUAAAUCUGAUGUUGAAUUGUUUUUGCGUAACAUUCAGUAUUCGGCAGGAUUUCUGGUAGAAUCCAAGAAAGACCUGGGUUCCAUGGCUGCAGGAAUUUCUUCCAUUUCUGUCUCCGCUCGUUGAGGACUGUGGCGGCGACAGUGGUCUGCCGAUGCGGAAUCCAGGAGUAGUGUGGAGACCCUACCCUACACAGGUCAGGCUCUCUUGGGAAGCGUUAGAUGAGUGGAUCUCCACGUCUACAGCGGUGAAGUCACUUUUUCUUCCAUGAGCUGCACCUGCUACGAAGAAACCCUUUUCUUCAAAUGCAUCACAGCCCUUUCGGGCUGCCAAGCAAAGAAAGGCCAGACAGUCCAACACCUUAUUUCGGGGAGGUCGGCCCAAAUCCAAGAAACCUGCUGCUGCGGGUUCCCAGGAACAGAAACCUGCUUCAGGUACGCCGAAGUCCUCCACAUGACUGUGGACUGCACGCCACAGAGGUGGGGCUGGUGGGAGCGAACUCAGGCAUUUCUAUCACAUCUGGGUGUCGUGCGGCCUGAAUCCCUGGGUGCAAGAUAUCGUGUCCCAGGAGUACCGGCUGGAAUUUCAAGAUCUCCUUCAUCACCGAUUCUUCAAAUCAGGCUUGCCAGCUUUGCUGGCAGACAGAGCUGUCCUGCAGGCAGCCGUCCAGAAGUUGUUGGAGGCACAGGUUAUUGUACCGGUCCCUCAUAUGCAAAACAAAGGUUACUAUUCGAACCUUUUCGUGGUACUGAAACCGGAUGGUUCGGUCAGGCCCAUUCUGAACCUAAAAUCGCUAAAUCCCUUUCUGAAGGAGUUCAAGUUCAAAAUGGAGUCUUUAAGGGCGGUGAUAUCAGGUCUGGAAGAGGGGGAAUUCCUGGUAUCCCUGGAUAUCAAGGAUGCGUACCUCCACAUUCCGAUUUGGCUGCCGCAUCAGGCUUAUCUCCGCUUCGCACUGUUGAACUGUCACUAUCCGUUCCAGGCCCUGCCAUUUGGCCUCUCCACAGCACCGAGGGUAUUCACCAAGGUGAUGGUGGAAAUGAUGGUUCGCCGCCGCAGACGGGGGGUGAACAUAAUUCCAUAUCUGGACGAUCUGAAUCUUCCAAAAUCACAUUUGGAACCAACCAGGAGGUUGUCCUUUCUGGGAAUUAUCCUCGACACGGAAGUGCAGAGGGUGUUUCUUCCAUAGGAAAAAGCGUUGGUGAUACAAACAAUGGUCCGGGAUGUCCUGAAUCCAGCCUGGGUGUCGGUUCAUCAGUGCAUUCGCCUUCUGGGAAAGAUGGUGGCCUCUUACGAGGCUCUACAGUACGGGAGGUUUCAUGCUCUGUCCUUCCAACUGGAUGAUCUGGACAAUUGGUUGGGAUCCCAUCUACAUAUGCACCAGAGAAUGCGUCUGUCACCAAAGGCCAGGAUUUCACUCCUCUGGUGGUUGCAACUACCUCACCUUCUGGAGGGCCGCAGGUUCGGGGUUCAGGACUGGAUCCUUCUAACCACGGAUGCAAGUCUCCGGGGCUGGGGCGCAAUCACUCAAGGGGAGACCUUCCAAGGAAGGUGGUCGUGUCUUGAAGUCGGCCUGCCUAUAAACACUCUAGAACUAAGAGCCGUCUACAACGGUCUUCUCCAAGCGGCCCAUCUUCUGAGAAAUCGGGCCAUUCAAGUGCAGUCGGACAAAGUAACGACAGUGGCUUACAUCAACCGACAGGGCGGAACGAAGAGCAGAGCUGCAAUGUCAGAGGUAACAAGAAUCAUCCUCUGUGCAGAAAAACAUGCGUUGGCGCUGUCCGCAAUCUUCAUUCUGGGAGUAGACAACUGGGAAGCGGACUUCCUCAGCAGACACGAUCUCCAUCCAGGAGAGUGGGCUCUCCAUCUGGAGGUGUUCAAGGAGGUAACAGAUCUUUGGGGUGUACCUCAAAUAUACAUGAUGGCCACUCGUCUGAACAAGAAGCUUCGGCGAUAUUGUACCAGGUUGAGGUACCCGCAAGCAGUGGCGGUGGACGCCCUAGUGACUCCCUGGGUUUUCCUGUCUGUGUACGUGUUUCCACCACUCCCACUCAUUCCAAGAGUGCUAAAGCUCAUAAGGAGAACAAGGGUUCAAGCGAUCCUCAUUGCUCCAGACUGACCAAGAAGGGCUUGGUACGUGGAUCUUCUGGAUCCACUGCUAGAAGAGCCGAGGCCUCUUCCUCUUCGGGAGGACCUGCUGCAGCAGGGGCUGUUCGCCUAUCAAGACUUACCGCAGCUGCGUUUGACCGCAUGGAGGGUUUACGCCAGAUACAAGCUCGGAAGGGCAUUCCAAACAAGGUUAUUCCUACCCUGAUACAGGCUAGGAAAGGAGUAACGUCUACACAUUACCAUCGUAUUUGGAAAAAAUAUGUAUCUUGGUGUGAGUCCAAGAAGUUUCCUAUGGUGGAGUUUCAACUGGGAUGUUUUCUCCUCUUCCUGCAAGCAGGUCUGAGGUUCUCCUCUUCCUGCAUAUGGGUCUGAGGUUGGGAUCCAUAAAGGUCCAAAUUUCGGCCCUGUUCAUUUUCUUUCAGAAACAGUUGGCUGCCCUCCCUGAGGUUCAGACUUUUUUGCAGGGAGUUCUGCACAUCCAACUCCCUUUGUACCGCCUAUGGCGCCCUAGGAUCUUAAUGUGGUGUUGCAGUUCCUCCAGUCGGACUGGUUUGAACAUCUACAGGAGGUUGAGGUCAAGUUUCCCACGUGGAAGGCUGUCACUUUGUUGGCCUUAGCUUCUGCUAGACAUGUGUCAGUGUUGGGGGCUUUGUCAUGUAGAAGCCCAUACUUGAUCUUCCAUGAAGAUAGAGCUGAACUUCGGACACGUCAGCAGUUUCUUCCGAAGGUUGUUCCGGCAUUUUAUAUCAACCAACCUAUUGUGGUGCCAGCUGCGACUGACUCCUCAAUUUCAUCAAAGUUCUUGGAUGUUGUAAGGGCUCUAAAAAUCUAUGUGAGGACAACUGAUCGUCACAGAAAAUCGGACUCUGUUUGUCCUGUAUGAUCCCAAGAAAAUAGGGUGUCCUGCUUCUAAGCAGGCGAUCUCUCGCUGGAUCAGGUUCACUGUCCAGCAAGCGUAUUCUACGGUGGGAUUGCCGUGUCCUACGUCUUUUAUGGCCCACUCUACUCGUAAGGUUGGGUCUUCCUGGGCGGCUGCCCGGGGUGUCUCGGCGUUACAACUUUGCUGAUCAGCAACUUGGUCUGGGUCGAAUACGUUUGCAGAGUUCUACAAGUUCGAUACUUUGGCCUCUGAGGACCUGAAGUUUGGUCUGUCUGUUCUGCAGGAGCCUCCGCGCUCUCCCUCCCGAUCUGGGAGCUUUGGUACAUCCCCAUGGAACUAAUGUGGACCCCAGUAUCCUCUAGGACGUAAGAGAAAAUAGGAUAUUAGUUGCCUACCGGUAAAUAAUUUUCUCGUAGUCCAUAGAGGAUGCUGGGCGCCCGCCCAGCGCUUUGUUUUCCUGCUAUCAUUAUUUGGUUCAGUACAGCUUUGUUUUAGGUGAGUACUGCAUGUUACAUGGUAAGUAAUGUUUCAGCUGUUGCUGAGUUUCAAGCUAGUUAGCUUGAUGUGUCUUGUAUGUGUGAGCUGGUGUGAAUCUCGCCACUAUCUGUGUAUAAUCCGUCUCUCGAAGAUGUCAGUCUCCUCUGGCACAGUUUCUAGACUGAGUCUGGUAAGAGGGGCAUAGAGGGAGGAGCCAGCCCACACUCUCAAACUCUUAAAGUGCCAUUGGCUCCUGGUGGACCAGUCUAUACCCCAUGGUACUAAUGUGGACCCCAGCAUCCUCUACAGACUACGAGAAAAGGAUUUACUGGUAGGCAACUAAAAUCCUAUUUUUCCUUUAUGUAAUCUGAGUAAAAUACAAUGUCUGAUUUUAUUGUUAUUUAAAAUAGUCUCGUCAGUCUUGUAAGAAAAACAGUUAAUAAGAUUUAGAGGGUUACACAAAGACUCUCCUUAAUCAAUGCAUCAUACAUCUCAUCUUGUCGUUUAUGCAUAAAUUGUGAUCAUUAACAUGACUGGGAAAUGAAUUUAAUAUAGUGACUUUUUUUUUUUUUUUAAAUGUAUGAUUUAUUUUAUUUAACGUAAUAGGAAACAAACACUUGCUUGGAUGAGCCCGGAGCUGCUAUAUGCGUAUACACUGUUGCUGUGUCGGAAAUAUAUUGUACUUGAACUGCUACUGUAAUAAAGGAAGAUAUUUUCAUAGCCAGCCAA